AUGUCGUUACUGGUGGUCAAUCGGCGUUGCAAAAAGGUUGACAAAAAGCAUGAUGGAAAAUGCAUUCAGGCCUCCUGCAGCACGUACUUCUUGUCUUCGGGGAAAGAUCUUGCUUGUCCCAGUACAUUGGAACCCGUCUGUGGGACUGAUGGUGUGACUUACCCCAACGAGUGCUUACUCUGUAGAGAAAUCUGGCGUCGCAAAGCAGUUGACAAAAAGCAUGAUGGAAAAUGCGUUCAGAUCAACUGCGCUGGCUACCUGCGAGCAACCAAUGGUGAUGACAAUAUCUGCACCCUGGAGUACAACCCAGUCUGUGCGACCAACGGGAUUACCUAUGGCAACCAGUGUGAAUUCUGCACUGCAGUGGCAAGAGCUACUUGCAGCAUGAAGGCCACAGGUGUCUUAGUGCUUCUCAGCUUGCUGUUGCUGUCUUUCUUCUCCGGUCACAUCAGUGCAAUCAAUUGCAUAUGUCCAGCUGACCCAGCUCCAGAAGAUGCAGCAGGUCAAGACAUUGAAGAGAUUUGUAGAGAGUUUACAAACAGAAGUGUGUACUGUACGAGGGAGUCCAAUCCUCACUGUGGCACGGAUGGCGUAACGUAUGGAAACCGGUGUGCCUUCUGCAAGGCAGUUCUGAAAAGUGGAGGAAAAAUAAGAUUGAAGCAUCUGGGGACAUGCUGAAUCCUCACUGUCACUAAGCAUUAAAAGCUGAUCAACCUUCAGCAACGGUUGCAGACACCUGUGCGUAGACAUGGGAGCAGCUUGCCCUCAUC
Dromaius novaehollandiae (emu) is the source of this 770-nucleotide messenger RNA. RefSeq names its product ovomucoid-like. The record is from RefSeq and is a predicted model, not a curated record. The transcript has 10 exons. Gene Ontology annotation, molecular function: protein binding. NCBI's taxonomy places the organism in Eukaryota, Metazoa, Chordata, Aves, Casuariiformes, Dromaiidae. Bases 1 to 678 code for a protein of 225 amino acids.